GGCGGCGACGACGAUGGCGACGAUGGCGGCGACGACGAUGGCGACGACGGCGGCGACGACGAGCAGAAAGACGAUCAGUCCACAUCAAACACAAAUGUCAAGUCUGAGGACAUCAACGAUGUGUCUCAGGACAUCGAUGAUGCAUCUAAUGGGUCUGAGGACCACGACGAUGAGUCUGAGGACGAGUCUGACGAAGAGUCUGAGGACCUCUUUAGCGAUGGCGGUGUGGAUAAAAAGGAUCAGCUGUGUCCUGAUGAUGAGCAGCAGCAUCAACUUGCCUGUCAAAAGGCUCUAUCACAUGGCAAGUUCAUUUUCACACCUGACCUGUUGACUGAGUCUGGAAAUACUUCAUACAGGUAUAAGUGUCCUCGUCCAGGUUUGUUCCAGUGUGCUAGAAGUGGACUGGGAUUUGUUAUGACUCAGGAGGCGGAGCUGCAGUACAGGACCACCCAGUGGGAUGACAAAAUCUUCUAUGAAGCUGAGGUGAAGGCUGCAGGGCUGCUGUUCGAUAUCAAGUGUUCAAAGGAUGCUGCAGUCUGUCAGCUCCACUUCCCACACUGUGAAAUGAUGGAUGAGCCGCUGCCUGACGGCCUGCUGUCUAUCAUCCACAUUACUGAGGAUGGAACGAGCAUCCUCAAGCCGCUGGAGAUUACAGACACUCAUGUGGUUGUCAACGUCCCUCACCUCUCUGGCUUUGGCAUAGUGAGGCAUUUUGUUAAAUGGUUAUUGAACAUAAGCAAAACAAAGCCAGAUAGAGGCCAAGUCCUGCUCUUCCUCACACCGCCAAACCCAAGAACACAGAAGCAAAAACUCAAUGUGUUUCUCCUGCCAAGGAACAUCCAUCUGGACGAGGUCAGCAAACAGCACCCACAUUCUGAGAACAUUGAGGUUCCGUCUGCAUGUAAACUCAUCGACAGUCAAAGUUACAGUCUUCAGUGUCCUCAAGCCACCAAAGUACAGCCUAAAAGAGCAGAGUUUGACCUGGAGUUUGGACCGAAUUUCUUCCCAACAUUUGAGAUUCGCCUGCCUACAAACACAGAAGAAGUCACUUUAAUAGUCAAAGACAAAAAUCAGAUGGAGGUCUGGAAGCAUGACGUUGAUCUAUUUGAUUCAAGAAGGGAAACUACACAGAAUGUCCCAGACGAGGACAGGCUCCCAGGCGAGGACAGGCUCCCAGGCGAGGACAGGCUCCCGGAUGAGUUCAGGCUCCCAGGCGAGCAGAGGCUGUUCUCAAUUCGGGAAGAGUUUUUACAAAGAGAGUCUGAUGCUAAUCUGAACAAGAUUCUGGAUAAACUUCUUCAGUUUAAGAUCAUAAAUGAUGAGGAAAUGCAGUCAUGCAAAAGUAAAAAAGUCACUGCAGAAAAAGCACGAGAACUGAUCGACACAGUGCGAGGAAAGGGAUCUGAAGCCAGUACAGCCAUGAUCAAGGCUAUCAGUGAGGUGGAUCCUUACCUUUCCAAAGAGCUGAAAUUAAGCUGAAACGAAAGCUGGAAACUGGAGUGUGAUGAUGAACCUCUGUAACAUCUGGCUGAUUUACAGCCUCUUGUUUUGUUGAACGAAAACCACCACCCAGCGUCAUUUAUCUGCAAAACCUUAAAACAGAUAAACCACGACCUGAUGGGGAACAUGAUUCAACUGAAAGAUGAUAGAAGUGGAUAGACGAACUUAUUCUGAAGGAGAACAGGACAAAAGGUCAGCAGACCACAGUCAGACUGUUGUUUUUUGUUUUAGCCACUAGAUGGAGGAAGAACUUCACUGAUGGACAAAAAAAGGUUCAGCUGGAGCCACGCACAGAAAUGAAAAGCAUCUUUCUGAGUGAAUAUUAUACACCUUAUACUUGAAGAGAAGAUCUGAUCUGAUGCAGUUCUUCAGAAAAAAAUAAAAUAAAGUUUUGUG
Larimichthys crocea (large yellow croaker) is the source of this 1896-nucleotide messenger RNA. RefSeq names its product Caspase recruitment domain-containing protein 16. The coding region runs from base 415 to 1479 and encodes 354 amino acids. Gene Ontology annotation, biological process: regulation of apoptotic process. The record is from RefSeq and is a predicted model, not a curated record. Lineage: Eukaryota; Metazoa; Chordata; Actinopteri; Sciaenidae. The transcript is spliced from 8 exons.